This is a messenger RNA of Engraulis encrasicolus (European anchovy), 3217 nucleotides long. RefSeq names its product Y+L amino acid transporter 2-like. The transcript is spliced from 11 exons. NCBI's taxonomy places the organism in Eukaryota, Metazoa, Chordata, Actinopteri, Clupeiformes, Engraulidae. Gene Ontology annotation, molecular function: L-amino acid transmembrane transporter activity; basic amino acid transmembrane transporter activity. Bases 933 to 2438 code for a protein of 501 amino acids. The record is from RefSeq and is a predicted model, not a curated record. Gene Ontology annotation, biological process: amino acid transmembrane transport. Gene Ontology annotation, cellular component: membrane.
UCUGUUCUUGGACUCGUCAUCAUCCACCGCGCCAGUAGGAUGGGGAAAAGGUUGAGGAGUUCAUUGUGAAGAAACUGAACUUAUGCGUGAAAUCUUCCAAGUUCACCGUGCUAUCUGUUGAUCAGACGUGUGUACGUAACGCUGGUGCCAUGGUAACCAUGGUAAUGAACUUGAGCUGACACAUCCAUCCAGUUGGGCCUGAUUUAACGUCUCUCUCUCUCCGCCCGCCUCUCUCCAUCACUCCAUCUUGCCCUCCUCUCGCUCUGGCCCCUCCCCGUUUCCCAUAGUACCCCCUUUUAGUCCACCGGCUUCUCUGCUGUUAACCUUACCCCCUCUCACACACACACACACACACGCACUCGUAACUUCUCUUGUACUGCUACAGGCACACAUUUACACACACACACACUCCUCCUCUGCAUUUAUAGUCUCUCUCUCACACACACACACUCAGGAGCAGAGAACUAUUGUGUGCCACAUGUUGGUGGACCGAGUAACACGGCUAAGACUUUACGCUCGAACUCUUGUGCCUUGUGGAGGACCCCCAGCACAAUCUUCUGUCUUGACCCCCUGACCUCCAAGCAGACGCCAGGACUGCCAGACUACAGCGCUCCUCCUCCCCCUCCUCCUCCUCCUCCACAGCGGACCAAGGACCCAACCUGACGUGCCCUGUCCGGAGCCUGUUCGCGCUCUCGUCCAAUCCAGUGUGCAAGGCAAGCCUGUGUGAACUGCACCCGUUGCCCUCUACUCAGACUCAACAGUGUGUGUGUGUGUGAUUGAUCGGACCAGUGUUGCCUCAUCCAGGGUUUGUGUGUGUGGUACACUUGGCACUCCGCUCUCUGCGUGUGUGAGUGAGAGACCAGUGUCACCCCAUCCAGCACGUCUGUGUAGUAGCACACUUGCCCUCUCCUCAGUGUGUGUGACAAGUGACGAUGGGCUCGAGCGCUGGUGACGCUGUGGCGGCAGGGGACUCUGCGGGCAGCGGUAUUCGGCUGAAGCAGGAGAUCUCGCUGCUGCACGGCGUGUGCCUGAUCGUGGGCAACAUGAUCGGCUCGGGCAUCUUCGUGUCGCCGGUGGGCGUGCUGAUGUUCAGCGGCUCCUACGGCCUCUCGCUGGUCGUCUGGGCCAUCGGCGGGGUCUUCUCCGUGUUCGGGGCUCUCUGCUACGCCGAGCUGGGAACCACCAUCCGCAAGUCUGGCGCCAGCUAUGCCUACAUCCUGGAGGCGUUUGGUGGCUUCCUGGCGUUCAUCCGUCUGUGGACGUCUCUGAUGAUUGUGGAGCCGGCGUGCCAGGCGGUCAUAUCGCUCACCUUCUCCCUCUACCUGGUGCAGCCCUUCUACGCCACCUGCCCCGCGCCCUAUGCAGCCGUCAGACUCAUCGCCGCUAUGAUCAUAGCGCUGUUGACGUUUGUAAACUGCAUGAAGGUGAAGUGGGGGGCCAUCCUGCAGGUGGUUUCCACAGUAGCCAAGGUCCUCGCCCUCAUAAUCAUCAUCAUCGUCGGCCUCGUCAAACUAGGACAGGGUAACACCCAGAACUUUGAGGAGUCGUUUAAGGACUCCAAGCUGGAUAUGGGCAACAUGGCCUUGGCCCUCUACUCAGCCCUGUACUCCUACUCCGGAUGGGACACGCUCAACUUCAUCACCGAGGAGAUCAAAAACCCUGAGAGAAACCUGCCCCUGGCCAUCGCCAUCUCCAUGCCCAUAGUGACGGUCAUCUACAUCCUCACCAACGUGGCCUACUACACAGUCAUGAACAUGGACAUGGUGCUGACCAGUGAAGCAGUUGCCGUGACGUUUGCAGAUGAGUGUCUGGGCUGGGCUCGCUGGCUGAUCCCCCUCUCAGUGGCCAUCUCCUGCUACGGGGGCCUUAACUCGUCCAUCAUCGCUGCAUCCAGGUUGUUCUUUGUGGGUUCCCGUGAGGGCCAUCUCCCCAACAUACUGUGUAUGAUCCAUGUGGAGAGAUAUACACCCAUUCCUGCUCUGCUCUUCAAUGGGGGCAUGGCGUUGGUCUUCCUGUGUGUAGAAGACGUGUUCCGGCUGAUAAACUACUUCAGCUUCAACUACUGGCUCUUCAUCGGCCUCUCCAUCGCCGCACAGAUAUACCUGCGUAUCAAGAGGCCUGAGAUACCGCGACCUGUCAAGUUGAGUCUCUUCUUCCCGGUGGUCUACUGCCUGUGUACUCUGUUCCUGGUGAUCGUUCCUCUGUUCAGUGACACCCUGAACUCCCUGGUGGGUAUCGGCGUGGCCCUGUCUGGAGCUCCCUUCUACUACUUCUUCGUCCACACACCGCCCAGCAAGAGGCCCGCCUGCUUCGGGACGGCACUAGACUGGGUGUCCCUGUUCACUCAGAAGAUCUGCUACUGCUGUGUGGCCGACCCCGAUCUGGACCUGGACAACAUUGACAUUGACAACAUGGACGAUGACCCUAAGAAGGCAUAGAGGACCACACACACACAUGCAUAGCUGAACCAGAAAAUGAAGCAAAUAGGAAUGAAUACACACACACACACACACACACACACACACACACACACACACACACACACACACACACACACACACACACACACACACAUAUACUUGAAUACACACACAUUUGAAUACAAACACCUUCUCUCUGAGAGCCGUUUGGGAAAAGGGAUGGACAGAUCUGCUACACCACACGUCAUUUUCACUUCCUGACUACUUCAACAAGAUCAGCCAAUCAGCAAGCCCAGCAGCAUCAGGGCAGGAAGUAGAAUACUAUUCCGCCCCCCCGAUCGUACUCCUCCUUUUCUCCUCCUGUACUCUGUAUGUGUCACCUGGACCAAUCAACUGCCUUACCAAGAGAAGAGACGAGACGAAGAUCAUCACCGUCAUUAUACUCAUAAUACUCAGCCUACUUGAGUAUUGAAUGAGUCCCUCACAAAGUUUUUCACAAGCGUGCGCUCUCUCUCGCUCUCUCUGGCUCUCUCUCUCGCUCUCUCUCUCUCUCUCUCUCUCUCGCUCUCUCUCUCUCUCUCUCUCUCAUGCACAUACACACACUUCUCCCCACCCCCUCUCAUAACCCUUUAUCGGGCUACAUUCGCCAGUGCCUAAAGGCACCCCUCCUGUUGUGUGUGUUGGACUGGAGGUUGUCUCCCUCUUCUGGAGGCUGUGAGCCACUGCAGUUAGGAAAUCGAUUAUUAAGAUUGUGCUGAAAUGACUCUGCAUUAAAAACGCGUCACGUUGAAACCAUA